Molecule: messenger RNA, 1257 nt
Organism: Colletotrichum karsti
Lineage: Eukaryota; Fungi; Ascomycota; Sordariomycetes; Glomerellales; Glomerellaceae
Exons: 2
Coding region: 1-1257 (418 amino acids)
Molecular function (GO): FAD binding
Source: RefSeq, a predicted model, not a curated record
AUGUCCGGUCUAAAGAUAGCCAUCAUCGGCGCAGGACCCGCAGGAUGUCUCCUGGCGCGUCUAUUGCACUUGUCUAACAUCGAAGCAACAAUUUUCGAAGGCGAAUCUUCACUUGACUUCAGAUCGCAGGGCGGCACUUUGGACCUUCACACUGACACCGGACUGCUUGCGCUGAAGGAGGCCGGUCUCUUUGACGAGUUCCUGAGGCACGCAAGAUAUGACGGUCAAUACAUGGCCAUCGUCGACAAGAACAACAAGCAUCACUUUGUCAGAACAGCCGAAGGCGGGUUCGGCAGCGGUGGUCAGGAGCGUCCAGAAAUCGACCGGCCGAAGCUCCGUCAACUUCUUGCAGAAUCUCUGCCCAAGGACACGAUCAAGUGGGGACACCAUCUGAAAUCUGUCGGCGAGGACGGCACGCUCGACUUCGGGAACACCUCCGCCUCGGGCUUCGACCUGGUGAUAGGCGCUGAUGGGGCGUGGAGCAAGGUUCGCCAACUGCUCGCACCAGACGUCAAGCCAUUAUGGACCAAAAUUGGCCUUUACUCUUUGAGCGUCCCCGACGCCGAAAAGACGGCACCCGAGUUGUACAAGCUCGUCAACAGAGGUAGCGUUUUCGCCAACAGCGACGGAAAGCGAAUCACAAUCCAGCAGAUGGGCGACGGCAGUCUGAAUGUCUACGCGUCCGUGCUGUCUGACAACGAGAAAUGGUCGUCGCCAGAGGUGUGCGGGUAUGAUUCGCAUGACCUCGAGGCGGUCAAAAAGGCCUUGCUUGAGGAGUACAAGGACUGGAGCCCGGCGCUGACGGAGGCCAUCGUCAAGGCGGAGGGCGAAUGUGCGCCGAGGUCGCUGUACAUGCUUCCGGUCGGGUUUAAGUGGCCGCACCGGCGCGGGGCAACGGCCAUCGGAGAUGCAGCAGGUUUGAUGACUCCGUACGCCGGCGAGGGUGUCAACGUCGCUAUGGAUGGCGCAAUGAAGCUGGCGAAAGCAAUCAUCAAGGCCGCCGCCGAGGGUGGAAACCCGGAUAUCCUGGAUCGAAACGUCGAAGCAUUCGAGACGGAGAUGUUCCCUCGCCUAGAAAAGGUACAACGACUUACAGAGGAGCUCAUGAACGACAACAUGUUCACCCCCGGAUCGCCGCAGACCACGAUCGCAAAAUCCGUAGCGAGGCAUGCCAGAUUCGAAACGCCGUGGAUUUUCCAUCCGCUGGUGACGGUCUCGGUGCACUCUUACUUCUUCAUGCGCGGCUUCUUCCCAUAG